UGGAAGCUCCCUGUCCUUCUACACUGGUCCUGGCGUUCUCUGCUGUCAUCUGAGAUCCUCCUCCGCCUCUCACUGUUUACCCACCAUCCGCCUGUCAGCCGUCUGCAUGCUCAGGAUUACCAGAGACCUUUUUUUCAAUGCCACCAUCUCUGCCUUCCUACAACAGGCUUUCUUUGGGAAGUUUGGGGGUCUGGAGGUCUAAACUGAGAGAGGCUGCAGAGAGGAGCUGGGAUUUAGACGGCCGACAUCCCUGACUCCUUCUCCUUUCUUCUUGUAGCUGUUUUGGGAGUUUUGCUUGAGUCUGUGAGGCAGGAGUUGGGGUUCAGAGGACUCCCACCAUGGAUCACUCUUUGUUUGGUUGUCUGCGCAGCCCUCACGCCCCAGCCCAGGGCCUGCACCCUGUCAUCACCCAGUCACCGCUGACCCUGCACGGCCGCAGCGACCACGUCUCCUACCUGGAUGUACCCAGCUCCUCGCCCCCCUGCGGCUACUCUGGAGGAGAGGACAACGGAGUGUUCAGCAGUACAGCCCACCAAGACCACCUGCCACAGCAGCAGCACCCCCUCCACCCUCAGCACCCGCCUGGCUGGCCUGCACCAACGCAGAUGCUCUCACCUAACACUCGGCAUGGAGUCUGCCUACCACCGCUCGAGGCCACAGCCCCAGAACUGUACUCGGGGGGCCCCAACCUGUGUGGUACCAGCCCCGGCUGCGGCAGCGGUGACCCCAUGGGGGCGUCGUGCGUGUCUGAGGAAUAUGGCCGGCAGAGUCUGUCUUCAGAUGACUCGCACAGAAGGAGUAAAGGCAAGAAUGAUAGCUCAG
Molecule: messenger RNA, 822 nt
Organism: Plectropomus leopardus (leopard coralgrouper)
Lineage: Eukaryota; Metazoa; Chordata; Actinopteri; Perciformes; Serranidae
Source: RefSeq, a predicted model, not a curated record